Messenger RNA from Drosophila hydei, 1159 nucleotides. RefSeq names its product phosducin-like protein. The record is from RefSeq and is a predicted model, not a curated record. Gene Ontology annotation, biological process: regulation of G protein-coupled receptor signaling pathway. Lineage: Eukaryota; Metazoa; Arthropoda; Insecta; Diptera; Drosophilidae. The coding region runs from base 90 to 929 and encodes 279 amino acids. The transcript has a single exon.
AUAUAUCGAUACUUUUAUAGACUUCGGAGUGAGUUUUUGAUAAGUUUUCUAUAAUUAAAUUAGAAAAUUAGAACAAUUAAACUACAAUCAUGGCCACAUUAGAGGAUAAAUUAUUAGGUGAAAAAUUAGAGUACUACUGCAGCAGCAGCGAAGGCGAAGACAAUGGAGACGACGGCGAUGACGAACAAGCUGCUCGUGGUAGCAAAGGAACUGCUGGUGGCUCCGGACUGACAAUCAAUACAGAUCCUAAUGCAGCACCACCGGGCGGCUUUCGCCAGCAAGGUUCGACCAAUACAGGACCCAAAGGAGUUGUGCAGGACUGGCAGCGCUUUAAACAGCUCGAAGCCGAGCGUCGUGAAGAAACCGAACGCCAGCGUUUGGCUUUGGCUAAAAAGCUUAGCAUGACGACUGCAACAUCUGCAGAAGACGAGGAACGUAAGCGCCAAGAGGAACUGGACGCAGAAUUCGCGGAAUUAAUGAGCGAAGAUUUCCUGCAGCAAUAUCAAAAGCAGCGUAUGGCCGAAAUGCUGCGCCAAACAGGCCACCAUCAACAAUUCGGUAAGGUACUGCAGCUCGGUACCCACGGGGAGUUUCUCUCUUGCGUGGAGCAAGAGAAUAAGCACACAACCAUCAUAAUACAUAUUUACGAGCGCACACAAUCAGCCUGCGCCACGCUCAAUGGCUGCUUAGACACGCUGGCCAGCGAAUAUCCAUCCAUUAAAUUUGCCAAGAUCUGUAGCUCUGUGGCGGGCAUGAGUCGUGACUUCCGCACCAAGGGCCUGCCCGCCCUAUUAGUAUACAAGGCACAGGCGCUAAUUGGCAACUUUGUGCGACUAACCGACGACUUAAGCGAUGACUUCUUUGCCUCGGACGUGGAAAGUUUUCUCAUCGAGCAUGGCAUCAUUGUAGACAAGGCCUUGUACAAUUAAGCUCUGAUUGUGAGUUAUAUAGGACAUAAGCUAAAAGAGAGCUGACCAAAUAAUGUGUUCGAAAGUCUCGCAUUUAAGCGGAUCGCACUUCAAUUUUCAAUAAGUUUUCGGUCUCAAAUGUAUGAAUUUAGUUAUUUAUUUUUCCCAUUCAAUUACAUCUCUUGCAGUUUUGUAUACAAUUUCUAUGAAACUUUUCCUUUCCGUUAUGAAAAAAGAAACAAAGAAUGUUA